CUCCACUCUGAUGACACUUUUCCUUUCUAAUAAUAGAGCAGAUGAAGUAAUAUUGCAAUUGAUGUUCCUGGGGAUUUGAUUGGAUAAGUGCAUAAACUGUGGAGGUAGAAGGGGGUUGCAUGGACGGAUCACAUUAGUAUUCCCGUCCUAUCAAUGUGCGGGGCCGCGGACAACGUCAGCCGGACCGAUUCCCUGCGUCUGCCAGUCCCGCCACGGAUUCAUCUGGGAUCCUCAAACAGACGAGCCCGUAACGACGAGGGAUCAAGGCAGCCCAUCAGAGCCAAUUGCCUGCUUCGGGGACUGCCAGCCUUCCAGGUCUGGUGACGGGGGAGGGAGGGGAAAGACAAACGAGCGCUGCUGCGGGAAGACACUGAGGCAAGAGCGACACUCGCCCCCCACCCCCCACCCCCCUUGCAGCAGAGGCUUUGAAAGCUGCUCCCCCAUCUGAAUGGAAACUCGGAACCACCGGGCGGCGCGUUCCUUCUCACCCAGCCUUGCAAUCCAUGCCGAGGGGAAGGCGGCGCGAGCCCGCACCAGCUUCCAGCUCCUGGGACAGGGCCGGCAAUGCUGCUGAGCAGAACUUGACCGAGCCCCCUCCUCGCUGCUAGUGGAAGAGAUGCUGCACGGCACAGCCAGCGCUUCCCCGGCUCUCCUUCAAGCUGAAGGUUACCCGCCCUCGCAGCCAGCCCCAACCCUGUGAGCGCCGCGCCUCCGGUCCCGGCUCCUGCUGCUUAGCGGCGGCGCGCAGGGUAACCACCGGGCCGCCCGCGCCGGGGCGCACUGCACCAGCGGCUUCGGCUUGGUGGAUGUGUAUGCAUGAGUUCUGCACCGAAUGGGCGCAAAAAGCGCCCCAGCCGGUCCACCCGCUCUUCGAUCUUCCAGAUCAGCAAGCCCCCGCUGCAGAGCGGGGAUUGGGAGCGCCGGGGCAGCGGCUCCGAGAGCGCCCACAAAACCCAGCGAGCCCUGGACGACUGCAAGAUGCUUGUCCAAGAGUUCAACACGCAAGUGGCCCUGUACCGAGAGUUGGUCAUUUCUAUUGGGGACGUCUCGGUCAGCUGCCCCUCGCUCCGGGCAGAAAUGCACAAGACAAGAACCAAAGGCUGUGAAAUGGCCCGACAGGCACACCAAAAACUCGCUGCCAUCUCAGGCCCCGAAGAUGGUGAGAUUCAUCCAGAAAUCUGCAGGCUUUACAUCCAGCUGCAGUGCUGCUUAGAAAUGUACGCCACAGAGAUGCUAAAAUCCAUAUGUCUGCUGGGAUCUCUUCAGUUUCAUCGAAAAGGAAAGGAGCCUGGAGGGGGAACCAAGAGUUUGGAUUGCAAAAUUGAGGCAAGCGCUGAAACACCUGCUCUAGAGGACUCCUCAACAUCCCCCGUAGACAUUCAGCAACAUUCCUGGCAGGUUUCCACAGACAUUGAGAACAGUGAAAGAGACAUGCGAGAAAUGAAAAACCUUUUAAGCAAACUCAGGGAAACUAUGCCUUUACCAUUGAAAAAUCAAGAUGACAGCAGCCUUCUAAAUCUGACUCCCUACCCACUGGGUAGAAGACGGAAGAGAAGGUUCUUUGGGCUGUGUUGUCUCGUCUCAAGCUAGGCGAUUCCUCCUGGAAACCCACCAUUGGGAAGACCUGAAAAUAUCACAGAACCCAAGGACCUCCGGUCAGCCGCACCACAGUUAUUGGGUUUUGACUAUGUUUUCUAUGCUUCCUUAUUGCUUUGAUCCGCCUCCCCUGCCCUCUUAAAUGAUUUUACAUUUGAAAGCAGCUGCUGUCAAGAAAAAAAAAAAGAUUCAAAAAGCAGGCUGUUUUUAAAAAUAUUUUUAAAGCUGACAUUGUGCAUGUCUGCUCCAAACCAUACCAUGACAGAAGCAAGAAUUAUGAUUUUUAAAUUACUUAGAGGUUUUUUUUAAAUGAAUUAUACGGAGAAAAAUUAUUUCAUGUAUGAUAGUAUAUCUAUAGCUCUUGCUGAUCUCAUGUUAACAAUUUAUCAUAUAUGAAAUAAGUCUUUAAACAUAGAAACCUAUUUAAAACUGCAAAACUGUGUUCAAAAAUCCAAUCUAUCAAUAUCAUUAGAAAUAAUAUUAUAAUCAAUCAUAUACCACUUCACCUAUUGCUUUCUCUGCACUCAUUUACAUUUAGUCUUCCAUUCUGUCAGAAUCUAAGAGCUUCAACAUAAGAAUAUCUUAAUUUAUAAUGCAACAAAACCAUAUAUGAAAAGUAUUUAAAUUUUGUAAAUACACAAUAACCCUAAUACCUUCGUACCAUGCAUAUGGGCAACUAAUUUCCUUUUGAUCCAAUGUUGUCUUUUUCAGCUUCUUGAAGAGUGAAGUAAUCCAGUUAGGAAAUGGUGUAGUACCAUAUCCAAUUACCCUCAAAUGUAAAAUUGAAUAUUCUCACAUUUUGUUCUAAUUGAAAUCUGAAGCAUGAUGUCUGCACAUCAGCGUAGUGUUAAAUCUUAUAGGGCAUGCUGGAAUUAGCUCAGAUCGUAAAAAUAUUUAACAUUUUACAUUGUUAAUAAAAUCUUUUUAGUUAAGCUAAGCUUGUCUCAUUUUAGAUGACUAUGCAGAUAUGACUUUUCCAAUGUGUACUUGGUGUCUUGUCUUAUGCUUAGAAUCUUGACAGCAGGACACAUAAGCAAUACUAUAUUUUAGAAAGGAGGAAACCACACGCUUCGUUUUUUGGCUCACAGAUUUGUUGUGAUCUUCCUCCACUAAACUUGUAACAUGGUACAAAUUUUGUUAUAUUUUCCCUUGUUCUUCCUUUGGCCCAUUUCCCAGACAGAAUUUCCCAUGGGGUGAGAAAUCAGACCUUUGGACUUCUCUUGUUUUCCAUAAACUGAAAAAUCCUAAAGUCAGACAUGAGGCGCAACUAUCUAGGACAAUAAAAGGAUGAGGUAGACGCCUAUAAGUGGUUUAUCCAGGAUGCAUCUUUAGUCCCAACCCCAUAGUUUCUCAGUACUUAUAUGCACAGGCAUUUAUAUGCCCACCAAUGUUUUGACCUAAAAAGUAAAUAUGUUAAAGCUUUUAGCUUUAGUGAAGAUGAAGAGAGGUAGAAAUGAACUACCAGAAUAAUUAUUGUAUUAGGUUGAAUUAUAUGAAAUUGCUGAUAUUUGACUGUUUUGACCUACAAAAAUGACAAUUUCAUAUAGUUCAACCUAAUAUCUGAUGUUUGUGGAAAUUAUACUUGCAAUUGUCUUCUGGCUUUUUUGAUUGAAAGUGAAGGACUAAAGGGUUGGAAGAGAUCUCAAAAGGCUAUGCAGGUCUCUAUUUACAUUAUACCAGCUGGUUUUUAGCCUUAUUCUUGGAGUCCAGAGUUGUGUUCCAAUGAACUGGUAAUUAACUAAUGCAUGGUUAUAGGGAUGCUUGACUUUUAUAAGAAGUACCCUUGAAAGUUUAUGAAAAAAAAUCACAAUUUUCUAAAUCAAAUAUUUGUAAAAACAGUUUGUGGGAAUAUGCUAUUUAAAGACACCUAGGGUAAAUAUUCCCUUGCAAGGCAGGUAACCACUUCCAGAUUUACCUGGUCUGCAAACCCUGAUUUUUGUAAAUCAGGUUUGAUUAAAGCUUAAUAUCCUUUCCUGAAUGUGGUUCAUUUUCAUCCCCUGAGGUUAAAUCACUUCAGGUUCAUUGUUUUAGAAAUUAUAAAGCAGCCCAAUUUGGCACGCUCUCAGCUCCUGUCUCUGCCCUCUCCCACCCUUCCACUAUAUUGAACCCUUAGCUUCAAAUUAGUUCCUACUAAUCCAUGCAAAGUUAUGAACUGAUAAGCCCAACCUUGGUGUUCAGCACGUUAUUCUUAAUGCCUGAGCUAAAUCACUUCUGCUUGGUUAAUUUGUGCUCACUCUCGCCUUAGUCUCAGUGUGAAAGUAACACUUACCUUCUGUGCAAUUGUCCUUUGUACAACUGAAGACUGUUAAUAAAUUCAGGUCUCACCUCCGUGUCUGGGAGGGCUAUAGUAGCUAUCCAUGGAGAUGGGAAUUUGUCUAAUUCCCUUGCUGGGCUUUCCAUAGCUAAGGUAAAUAAAUGCAGCCACCUUAUCUUUUAUUCAUAGUGCCUGUUUCCCAGCCUUUGAUCAGUUUUGUAGUUCCUGUGGACACACUCCAAGAUUUAUAGAUCUUCUUUCACUAGCAGGUCCUAAAGUUAAAUUUAGUGCUCAAAGUCUAAUAACCUACACUGGCUCAUGGUUGCAAUAGGUAAUUCACCGUCUCCCAUUUGAUAUGCCAAUGCAUCUCUUUAGGAGCUGACCCCACCCUCCUCUCACCUACCAAAGGACUUUCUCAGGUGUAGUUCCAUGGCAUUUGGUUCUACUGUCUUGGCUUCCUGCUGGUAGUUUGCUUUCAGAUUAGCAAUAACCCUGAGGUGA
Molecule: messenger RNA, 4351 nt
Organism: Equus caballus (horse)
Lineage: Eukaryota; Metazoa; Chordata; Mammalia; Perissodactyla; Equidae
Gene: RGS7BP
Product: regulator of G protein signaling 7 binding protein
Biological process (GO): G protein-coupled receptor signaling pathway
Cellular component (GO): postsynapse; neuron projection; nucleus
Source: RefSeq, a predicted model, not a curated record